Cuscuta epithymum is the source of this 1247-nucleotide messenger RNA. The record is from the annotation of a GenBank genome assembly. NCBI's taxonomy places the organism in Eukaryota, Viridiplantae, Streptophyta, Magnoliopsida, Solanales, Convolvulaceae.
UUCAUACUUUUCAUGGUAUCUAGAGCCAGCCUCAAACGAGCAUCGUAAUUUUUUUUCCGAUGGCUAUCACCGCCACCACCCCAGUGGUUCAACUCACUGCCACCACCAAUUUUCCGAUUAAGCUCACAUCUUCCAACUACCCAGUUUGGAAAUGCCAAGUUCACGCCGCUCUUGUCGGCCUCAGACUUGAAGGAUAUGUCGAUGGCACUAUCACUGCCCCUGCCCAAUUUCUCGAUGAUGAAAAAUCCCAGAUCAAUCCUUGUUAUACUAUUUGGUAUCGACAAGAUAAAGUCAUUUUGAGUGCCCUUCUAGGCAGUUGCUCCGAUACUAUUCAACCCAUCCUAUCCUCUGCACUCACCGCUCGUGGUGCAUGGAAUACUCUAGCUCUCACUUAUUCUAGUACAUCUCGUGGACAUAUUAUUUCUCUUAAAAAUACCCUAGCCAAGACUACCAAAGGGAACAAAUCUAUUUCUGAUUAUUUGGCUGAGAUGACGGCAAUUUCGGAUGCACUUGCUCUCGCUCAGAAUCCCAUAUCUGAGGAGGAUCUGGUCAUCCAUAUUAUUAGAGGUCUUGGGCCGGCUUAUGGAGAUAUUAAAUCUGCCAUACGGCUACGUGAAACCCCACUACCCCUGGCUGAAUUGAGACCCAUUUUAUUGGAGCAUGAGCAACAAAUAAUUGAAGUAGCAGCAACAACAGACUCUCUUUUGCCCACUGCGAAUGUGACGCAUGCUACUGAGCGUGGUCCACGCAGUGCUCACACUGACCGGCGUCAGGAUGGUCCAGGCCGCAGCAGAGGUAACUCCUUCAGACGGGGCAGAGGUGGCCCAACUCACCAAUUCAACCGGUCUGCACAUGCAGGUCAACCUAUUUGUCGUUUUUGUGACAACGUCGGCCAUAUUGUUCAACAAUGCAGAAAAUUGCAACGGUUUCUUCGUGAUAAUCACAUUCCUCAUCCUGCCUCAUCUAGUAAUCCUAUGGCUAAUUAUGUUACUGCCUCGUCACCUUCACCAAAUCAGUCCUGGAUGUUUGACAGUGGAGCUUCCCACCACGUGGUUAAUGAUGCAACUCGCCUCCCUACAUAUGCUGAAUAUGGUGGUCCAGAUGAAGUCCACUUAGGCGAUGGAUCGGGUCACGGGGGCGCCACUACUACGCGGGGAGAACAGCAAUGAUGUCUACUAUACGUCCAGUAUUCAAGGUCCUCAGCUUAAUCUUACUCAACGUCUUGCUCCGUCUCAGUGGCAUCAUAU